Saccostrea echinata is the source of this 1206-nucleotide messenger RNA. RefSeq lists its product as uncharacterized. The transcript is spliced from 6 exons. Lineage: Eukaryota; Metazoa; Mollusca; Bivalvia; Ostreida; Ostreidae. The record is from RefSeq and is a predicted model, not a curated record. The coding region runs from base 34 to 738 and encodes 234 amino acids.
UUCGUGGUGGUGGACAUUUUAAUGUAAAUCCCAAUGAAAAGUCCAUUGAUGGGCUUGGUGAUAAUGUUUAUUUCCCUUAAGCCACACGAAUGCUGUGAAGCAUCCAGAUCCUCAGCCGAAGUGGUAGAAUUUUGUCCAGAAAAUGAAAGGGACUGGAAUGAAGCCGCUUUAAGGAAGAACUGUCCCUCCAUAUCCCAAGCCUGUAGAACCUCGUCUCUAGCUUAUCACUGUGUACCUAACCAUUUCCUCAAUGUCACAAUAGAGGUGUGCGCUGUACCUAAAUUCAUCGUUAAUGGACGAUGUACUGAAUACAACGAAGGUGGAGGUGUUAUCCAGGCGAAUCAGAAUACAAACUGUGGUGUAUUUAUAGAAAACACAUGUCCUCUAAGGUACAGAUCAACAGACACAUACAAAUAUAGUGAUUGCUAUAAACUUGUGGUCAGACCUACUAGCCAGUCUAACACAGAAGGAAGGGAUCUAAUUCUUAUCAGUAGCUUGAGUUACUCAUUUUCCUCUACCACUGUACCAAUAACGACAAGUGUUAGAUUUGACGAUGACCAGGAUUUAAGUUUACCUCUUGCUUUGGGAAUUAGUUUUUUGGGAAUAGUUCUAAUAUUGCUUGCCAUAGUUUUGUUUGUUCGGCGGGGUCUGUGUCGAAAGAAACUUAAACAAAAGAGGACUAAAUCAGAUACAGAAGAAGGUUCUGAAUUGAAGAUAAGUGAUACAGACAAUGUUUGAACAACUCAACAAACAUUGAUUAUAACUUACGGAGUCUCUGUUUACUGUAUUGUUUAUAUUUUUGCUAGUUUUAUCUGUUGUACCAAAUAGUACGCAUUAAUAUUAUUAUAAUUUGCAAUUUGACACAUACAGUGUAUAAAGUUUUGAUUGUGUACAAGCAUUAGAAAAUAUGAAUGGCUUGAUGCUAGGCUUGCCGGCUUAGAGUUUUAAUAAAUUAAUUUGCUUCUUAUUGCUGCAAUAUUAUAAACUACCGCAAUUUUUGUACCCCGCUUUCACUGAAAGUGGGGGAUAUUAAUUUGGGUCUGUCUGUCCGUCCGUCCGUCUGUAUUUCUGUCUGUCUGUAAUACUUUCGUUUCCGCGCGAUAUGUCGAGAACCCUUAGAGCGUUCACAAUGACAUUUUGCAUAGCAACUCCCUAUGCCCUAAAGAAGAACCCUAUUUUGAGACCAAAGGUCAAGGUCAUAAAUUU